Microplitis mediator is the source of this 4074-nucleotide messenger RNA. It is a transcript of the gene su(r), whose product is annotated as dihydropyrimidine dehydrogenase [NADP(+)]. The coding region runs from base 470 to 3526 and encodes 1018 amino acids. The transcript has 2 exons. Gene Ontology annotation, biological process: uracil catabolic process; 'de novo' pyrimidine nucleobase biosynthetic process; thymine catabolic process. NCBI's taxonomy places the organism in Eukaryota, Metazoa, Arthropoda, Insecta, Hymenoptera, Braconidae. Gene Ontology annotation, cellular component: cytosol; cytoplasm. The record is from RefSeq and is a predicted model, not a curated record. Gene Ontology annotation, molecular function: uracil binding; iron-sulfur cluster binding; dihydropyrimidine dehydrogenase (NADP+) activity.
AGCGUUAUUCAGAGCGCUGUAAUUUAGAUUAUGUUAACGUUCUCAGUACUGACAAAACAUUCUUUUAGUAUAUUUCAUAUCCUCGAUAAAUUUAAAUACAAGUUUUACGUAUUCUAAUAAUUUGUAAUUUCUUAUAAAAUAAUAUUUUGAGUUUAAAAUUAGGGCUAAUAUCCAAAUUGUGAUAUUUAUCAUUGGAUUAAUUGUUCUUGUGAAAAUUUAACUGUCAUUAAAUAUGGUCAUAAUUUAUAAGAUAAUAUAAAAGUUAUUUCACGGACUUGUUUAAGUGUCAUAAGUAAAAAAAUAUUUUUUUUUUAUUAAAAAGUUAUUAAACUAUCAUGCAAGUGAGCUGUGUUAAUAUCCUGUGAUAGUGAAAGAUCUAAUUAUUCAGGUUCUUUGACAUACAAUCGACUUAUCACGAGGACACUAAAUAAUUUAGUAACCACUGAAAUAAUUUUUAAGAAAUACAACAAUGACAGCGUUUUUAGAAGUCAGUAAAGAUUUACCGGAUAUUGAAAAUUUGUUGAACUUAAAUCCAAAAAUAAAACCUUACACAAAUUUUGUCUCAUCUUCUGAAACGAAGAAGAACAAACGUCAUUGGAAACGUAAUAAUAAUUUGAAUUGUAACUCAUGUCUAAAAAAUAAUUUUGACGAUAUCAAACAUACAACAUUGAGUGAACGUGGCGCGCUCAAGGAGUCAGCAAGAUGUUUAAAGUGUGCGGAUGCGCCUUGUCAAAAAUCCUGCCCAACCCAAAUCGACGUAAAGGCAUUCAUAACAUCAAUAUCGAAUAAAAAUUACUAUGGCGCCGCUAAAACAAUCUUAUCAGAUAAUCCAUUAGGUCUUACGUGUGGCAUGGUUUGUCCGACAAGUGAUCUUUGUGUUGGUGGAUGUAAUCUAGCUGCCACCGAAGAGGGACCGAUUAAUAUUGGAGGCUUACAACAUUUCGCUGUAGAUAUUUUCAAAAAAAUGAAUAUCCGUGCAACUAGGAUUCCUGGUCAGUAUGUUGAAUACCCAAACACUAAAAUAGCUCUUCUAGGGUGUGGUCCAGCAUCAAUAUCAUGUGCAACGUUUCUAGCCCGAUUGGGCUACACUGAUAUUAAAAUAUUUGAAAAGGAAAAUUAUCUUGGUGGCUUGAGUUCAUCAGAGAUACCACAAUAUCGUUUACCAUAUGACGUAGUCAAUUUUGAAAUUCAACUGAUUCAAGACCUAGGAGUCGAGAUCGAAUGUAAUCGAAUGCUAUCAGUGGACGAUUUGACUAUUGAAAAACUUAAGGAAUCUGGUUACAAAGCUAUUUUUUGUGGAAUAGGUUUACCGGAAGCUAAAGUGAUUUCAAUAUUUGAGGGACUUACACAGGAAAUGGGUUUCUACACUUCAAAAAUAUUCUUGCCUUUAGUAUCAGGUGGCAGUAAGCCUGGAUUGUGUGGAUGUAAAUCAAAAUUGCCUAGUCUUUAUGGUAAUGUUAUCGUCCUUGGAGCAGGUGAUACGGCAUUUGAUUGUGCAACAUCAGCAUUUCGGUGUGGAGCAAAAAAAGUAUUCGUGAUAUUUCGAAAAGGAUUUACAAAUAUCCGUGCGGUACCAGAAGAAAUGGAGUUGGCACGUGAAGAAAAGUGUGAAUUUAUUCCAUUCCAUUCACCGAAACAAGUCAUUGUAAAAGGUAAUAAAAUAGUAGCCAUGGAAUUUUAUCGCACUGAACAAAAUGAUAAUGAUGAAUGGAUAGAGGAUCAAGACCAAUUAAUGCGUAUAAAAGCGGAUUUCAUUAUUUCAGCAUUUGGAUCUGGAUUGUUUAAUCCUAAAAUUAAGGAUGCCAUGUAUCCUAUCAAGUUCAAUAAAUGGGGAUUACCAGACGUUGAAUCAACUACUAUGAAAACAUCCGUUCCUGGUGUGUUUUGUGGUGGGGAUCUAGCUGGUGUAGCACAAACUACUGUAGAAUCUGUGAAUGAUGGAAAAAUAGCAGCUUGGUACAUCCAUAAAUACAUUCAAGAGUCGCAUGGUUUGACAGUACCGAAAACUCCGCAACUGCCAAAAUUCCAUAGCUCGAUAGAUGACAUCGAUAUUAGUGUAGAAGUAUGUGGGAUCAAAUUCGAAAACCCAUUUGGCUUAGCUUCAGCCCCACCUGCAACAACGAGUGCCAUGAUACGAAGAUCUUUCGAAGCCGGUUGGGGAUUUACUGUUACAAAGACCUUUGGAUUAGAUAAAGAUCUAGUGACGAAUAUAUCACCCCGAAUCGUAAGAGGGACCACUGCCGGACAUCAUUACGGACCAGAACAAGGGAGUUUCUUGAAUAUCGAAUUGAUAUCGGAAAAAACUGCUGCCUAUUGGUGCCGCAGUAUUACCGAACUCAAAAGAGAUUUUCCUACGAAAGUGAUUAUAGCAAGUAUCAUGUGUUCCUUCAAUCAAGCCGAUUGGACCAAACUAGCUCAACAAGCCGAAGCCGCUGGAUCAGAUGCUCUAGAACUCAAUCUUUCAUGUCCGCAUGGAAUGGGUGAAUCGGGAAUGGGUUUAGCUUGUGGCCAAGAUCCACAUUUGGUUCGUGAAAUAUCGAAAUGGGUAAAAUCAGCAGUGAAAAUUCCAGUUUUUGUGAAACUAACACCGAAUAUUACGGAUAUUGUGACAAUUGCAAUGGCUGCUUAUGAAGGCGGUGCUAAUGGUGUAUCAGCGAUAAAUACAGUUUCAGGACUGAUGGGCUUACGAGCAGAUGGAACUCCUUGGCCUGCAAUCGGAAGUGCGAAAGCUACAACUUAUGGUGGAGUAUCUGGAAAUGCAACAAGACCUCAAGCGUUACGUGCAGUUUCUAGUAUUGCUAAAAAGAUUCCGGGGUUCCCGAUUCUUGGGAUAGGUGGCAUCGAUUCUGCUGAUGUUGCAUUACAGUUUAUUCACUGUGGGGCUUCAGUUGUUCAAGUGUGUAGUGCCAUACAGAAUCAAGAUUUUACAUUGAUUGACGAUUACACCACUGGUUUGAAAACUUUGAUUUAUUUAUCGGCUUUAGAACAUACCAAACAUUGGGAAGGGCAGAGUCCGCCGACUUUUAAGCAUCAAAAAGGAAAACCAGUUUUGUUACAUCCGCUAGGUAACCGCGUUCCGUACUUUGGAGAAUAUCAAAUUAUGAGAGAAAAAGCAAUAGCAGAAAUGCGUAUUAAUUCCGAUCCCUUGAAGACAUCGGAAAGUGAAUACGAAAUGAAAAAUGGAAAAUCUGAAUCAACUAUGGGCGAAGUAUUACAAAUUAAAGAUUUAAUUGGCAAAGCAUUACCAAAUAUUGUUAAUUACAAACAGUUGGAUAACAAAAAACAAGUUGUUGCUUUAAUUGACGAUGAUUUAUGUAUCAACUGUGGGAAGUGUUACAUGACUUGUGCCGACUCAGGGUACCAAGCAAUCGAAUUUAAUGCUGAUACCCAUAUUCCAAAAGUGAAUGACGAUUGUACUGGAUGUACUUUGUGUUUGUCCGUUUGUCCAAUUAUUGAUUGUAUUACUAUGGUACCCAAAACCAUUCCCCACGUUAUAAAGAGAGGUAUUUACGUCAACGACAGUUAAUGGUAUGAAUAAAAUAGAGCGGAACUUUGUUGUUGUAAAAUUACCCAUUAGGAUACUUAUUACAAAAAAAAAAAAAAAAAAAAAAAAAAAAAAAAAAAAACUGUGAGAAAUAACAUAAAUUACAUUUCUUUCGUACGUUGAACUAUACUAACCUUUAAUAUUGAAGUGAACUAAUAGAAAUUGUGAAACCGUAGGGUUAUUCAACAAUUUUUUUCUGGACGACUUAUAGUAGUGAUAUUUUUUCCUAUUAUUCACAUUUUUGUUGGUAGGUAAAUAGGAUUGGGAGAUGAAUUUAUAAGACAGCUACUUUUGUUUACUUCAAAAAAGUAAGCUCACCAUUAAAUAAAAAAUGAAUAUUCAAAAGCUGAUUCGUUUUAAAGAGUUUCAAGAGAUGCGAAUAAAAAAAAAACUUUCAAAUAAAUCGAAAAUUGAUUAAUAAAAUAUUGAAAAAAUAAAUUACAAUACCAGUAAAUUUUUACCAGUUCCCGAUGAAAAAAGAUUUUAUACAAUUGUAUAAAAUUAUAUACAAAAAAUGGCCCGAUCCAAUU